AUGAUAAAUAAUCAUCAACAACAAAAUUCCAUACCACUAUUAGAAUCUGAUCAUCAAAGAAGAUCAUCAGUUGAUAAUGGUGAAGUACACAUUUCGGAAUCAACCUAUUAUACACAAAUGAUACAAUUAGAUGAUCAAAAUCAACAUCAACAAGAUGAAUUAAAAUCAUCAGAUUUAAUGAGUUUAUCAAGUACAUUACCUGAUAUUAAUCAAAAUCAAAAUCAAAAAUUAACAAGAAAACAAUUAAUAUUUAAAUAUUUAAAUUUAAUUAAAAGAUUUACAUUUGGUAAUAGAAGAUUAAAAUCCUAUAUAAUGACAUGUGCUAAAUUCUUUAGUAUUACAUUUACACAAGCUAAUAAUUUAUUUGAAUUAGAUAAAACAAAUACAGAUGUAGCACUUAUAAAAAGUAUUGAAAUAAUAUCAUAUACAUUUAUGGCAUUAUUAUUAUUAUCAUUUACAGAAAGAUAUAUUAGGGAAUGUUAUUGUGCAGCUAAACAAAUUAAUUUAAAUGUUAUUAUUAAUUAUAUUGAAGCUGGUAUUUUCUUUUUAUAUUUUGCAUUUUCAAGUGUUACAGCUAUUAUUCAUUUAGUUUUUAUUGGUAGGGCUGCAAAUGAUCCAAUUAAACCAUAUGAUUCUACUAAAAUUGGUUUGGGUAUUUUUGCUAUUUUAAUUAAUUAUUAUAUUAUUAUGGAAAAGGCUUGGAUUUAUUUUAAGGCUUCAAAGGCUUCUGUUAGUUUAUAUUUAGCUAAAGGUACUCCCAUUCCAAAUCCAAAUUCAAAACAUUUUAAAAAAAAAUAA
Naegleria gruberi is the source of this 798-nucleotide messenger RNA. RefSeq lists its product as uncharacterized. The transcript has a single exon. The record is from RefSeq and is a predicted model, not a curated record. NCBI's taxonomy places the organism in Eukaryota, Heterolobosea, Eutetramitea, Acrasida, Naegleriidae. Bases 1 to 798 code for a protein of 265 amino acids.